Messenger RNA from Bursaphelenchus okinawaensis, 2819 nucleotides. NCBI's taxonomy places the organism in Eukaryota, Metazoa, Nematoda, Chromadorea, Rhabditida, Aphelenchoididae. The record is from the annotation of a GenBank genome assembly.
AUGAACACAAAAGUACAAGCACGUCGUUUUCGAAACCUGGUCAAAGCAGUUGAUGGUAUUUUAAAUGAUGGACUCGGCCACAAAGACAAGUAUAAUUUCUUUUUGAAUAUUGUGGAACGAUUGGGCCGACUAGACCUUGACAUAGAGGAGUUGUAUGUAAGUUUUUGACUUAUUUGUAAGUAGUUUAGAGAUCUAAAUGUUUUGAUGAUUAUUUUAGGUAAUUUUAUAAUAAUUUUUUUAUUUAGAACACCAAAAUCGCGCUCAAAAUUGACGAAGUUCAAAAAACUCGUCCUGACGACGUUAAACUCAGAGAUUCUGUUCAUCAAUUGCUAUUGAAAUGGAAGAAAGUUAUAGAUCAAAAUUUGGACGAGAACGGACAGCUUCGUAUUCAACGUUACACCUUGAAGAAACCUGUGGGGAAGGUCGUUUUUUGUGUGGACCGUAAUUGGAAGUACGAAGCUGAGAGUGAAGAUGGGAUUCUGAAGGUUGGAACAAAAAAGAGAACAAAAAGAACUGUUCGGUUUGGUAACGAUGAUGCUGAUUCUGAUGAUGAAGUCUCUAGGAAGCGAGAAAAGCGUACGUUUUUCCAAUAUUUUAGAUAAUUUAGGUAACAUUUUGUGAAGGUUUUGAAUUUUGUAAUGAAAACUUGUUUUAAACUUUCGAAAAAUUGCUUAUGCUUUGAUGUUUAGAGUUACAAAAGUUUUAUUGAUUUAAUCAGAUAAAUAAUUUUAGUUAACAAUUUAAUAUUUUUCAUUUAAAAAUUUUUAAAAGUGCUUAUUUAGGGACUGUCAAACUGCCAAAAGAUGUAGGUUUACCGGCUGAAAAACCUCCUGUGAUCCUAAUGACUUCAUCUCAAGAAGUUGAAAUGGAAAGGUACAAACAGACAAAAGAAGAAUGGAAGAAGGAGUUUGAAGCGAGGAAACGAGCUGCCAAAGAAAAGACGAGGAAGGAGUUUUUCGAAAUGAAGCGGAAGAAAUAUAUGGAAAUUGAAAAAACUGCUCAAAGCCUCAAUUUGAAUAUGUCCAAUGAAGAUCAAGCUGUGGUAAAGGAUCAAAGCGCGGCUAGAGUAAGCCAAUAUGCGACUGUUGAUGAAAGCAUGGUCAAUGAAAGACAGAAUGCGGUUGAUGAUGACAAUGCGUCUAAGGAAGGUCAAUUAAUGGCUAUGGAUCCGACUUUGGCUAUUGAAAGUGUAACUUCGGCCAUGGAUGGCGUGAAAGUGGAGUCAGCAAGCUCAAGCCAAAAUGUCGAACAGCAGGACCGAAAAGACAAUGAACAAUACCAAAAACCAGUAGAAAUUGACUUUAUAGAGAUUGGUGAUACUGAUGAUGAAAUAGAGGUUGUUUUUGAAAGCUUGACUGAAAAGAAAAAGAAGAACAAGAAAGCAAAGAAGGACAAAAAGAAGGCUAAAAAUGAUGGUAAUGCGACUGAUAUGGAUGAAAUUGGCAAGGAAAGUGGUGUUUCUGGUAAGAAGAAGAAAGAAGGUAUUCAUAAAAACAAAAAAGACAAGCGUAAGCACAAGGACGGUAUUAAAAAAUCCAAGAAAAACAAGAAAGAAGAUGGUGAACACGGUAAAAAAGGAGAUGUUAUUGACGAGAUGGCCCAAAAGUUGGAGGAACAACAAGAAAAGUCGACGAGUUUGGUCAAGAAUGUGACGGAGAAUGUUGUUGAUGGCAAAAUUCGAAAGUAUACUCCAUUCGCAAGGUUAGUUUUAGGUGCCUUAUGAACUUACAUAAUAUUUUUCGUUUUUAGGUGCAAAUUUAGCGUAGUUUUGCGAAAAAAAUAUAAUAAAAAUGAGUAUUCUAUAUGAUGAUAACGAUAAUUUUAGGUCGAAUCGAAUGAAGGAUUUACUGGAAUCUCCAUUAAAAAAGACGGACGGAAUGGAUGGCAGAAACAGGAUGCUUCUUAAUGCUCAAGUUGAUGUGGACAUUCAGGACGAAAUGGAUCCGGAAACACUGAAGAAGUUAAAAGCCUUAAUUAAGAAGUCUAAAUUGUUAAAAUCUGGAAAUCGUGAAUCUGAUCUUGAAUCUGGAGAAAUAUCAGAUGCUUCAGAAGACGAUUUACUUGAUGCCGAACUAAUGAAGAACGCAGCCGCCAUGUUAGCGGAUUUAAAAAACCCACAUUGUACGGAAGAUGUGAAUCAGACCACGUGUGACGAUGAAAUAGAAGCCAUGUUGAACUCGACUGAAACUUUGACUGAUAUUGACUUGAAUAACAUUGCGAACGCCAUGGACAACAUUAAUGAGGAUGAUCUGCUGGAUGUUGGCACAGCACAUCAGAAGUCGCCAGAAUCCAACGACAAGUUCGACGAUCUAGCUGAAAUUCAGCCAACGAGUGCUGGAUUCAUGAAGUCGGUUACGGAGACAUUGGCCGGUGAAGAGGACGAUGCUACACGACUUCUACAGGUGUACAUGCUUGGCUCGGAUGACUCGAAUGCCAGCACGGCCGAGAAUGUUAAAAUGGAGACGUUGAAGGGAUAUGUAAAGGAAAUGGAGGAAUCUGAACGAAUCUACAAUGUUAAGAAUAGUAAAAGUGAAGAUGUUAGUCGAACUAGAAGUGAUGAAAAUCUUAAUCGUGGUAAAAAUGAUGAAAUUAUCAGUGAAGAUAAAAUUGAAGAAAUUUCGAUGGCGACAGCUUUACUAAACGAUGACAGUAAUGACGUAAACUUGGACCUGGACGAACACUUGCGACCACAAUAUGCAAUCAUUAAAAAAGCUCAAGGCUUCUUUACUGGACAAAGCCAAGAAGACAUCUUAACCGUAACGAAUUGUGUUCAACAUCUUGUACGAGCUGUGGCCAAGAAUAUGGAGGACGAAUGUUAA